Molecule: messenger RNA, 3186 nt
Organism: Mollisia scopiformis
Lineage: Eukaryota; Fungi; Ascomycota; Leotiomycetes; Helotiales; Mollisiaceae
Product: ankyrin
Exons: 9
Coding region: 1-3186 (1061 amino acids)
Cellular component (GO): cytoplasm
Molecular function (GO): protein binding
Source: RefSeq, a predicted model, not a curated record
AUGUCGGCAUUUCCGUUCUCUACGACCCAAAAGGCGCAAUUGCAGAUCCACGGACUACAAGGACAUCCUCGAAAGACCUGGACCUGCGAAAGCAACCCACGACAGCCGCCAUAUGGGUCAAGUGAGCCGAUUGAGAAGGCGUUGAAGAAGCUGUUCUCGCGGAAGCAUAAAACGGGCCACAAGGACACGGAGAAGCGGGAAACAGCAGAGGUCUUUUGGCCACUGGACCUCCUCCCGCUAGAUUGUACGAAUUCUCGAAUUCUUACGUGGGGCUACGAUUCAAAAGUAUCGCACUUUUUUGGCGGCGCCAGCAAUCAAAGCAAUAUAACCGCCCAUGCCCAGAAUCUUCUAGCUGGACUGAAAAGAUCCAGAUUAGAUUGUCCGGGGAGAAGUAUCCUUUUCGUGGCGCAUUCACUCGGAGAACCCAUGCUGCUGGACAUUUAUUCCUCCACCUUUGCAAUCACUUUUCUUGGGACUCCUCAUUUUGGAAGCAAUAAGGCUGGAAUUGCGGAGGUUGCUCGCAGGAUGGCUUCUGUCUCGGGAUUCGACACUACCGAUAAGAAUAUAAGGGCGCUUCAAGUUGACAGCACAGAACUGGAGCUCAUCCACGAGCUUUUUCUCCAGAUAUAUGACUGCAAAGAACGACCAUUCCAAGUCAUCACAUUUCAGGAAGCGAAGGGCAUAGCUGGUAUAAAUUAUUUGAAGUUGAACGAAAAGGUUGUUGAGCCAUUCUCUUCCAGGAUUGGCAAUGAACCAGUACAAACUAUCAAUGCGAACCAUAUGUCUAUGUGCCGAUUUCCAAGCAGGGAUGAUGAAGGAUAUAAGCAAGUUGUAGGAGAAGUUACGAUCCAGCUAUCUGGAAUACAGUCGAAGAAGAACCAGGAUGUAACGGAAGGGAACAAAGAGAUGCCACACGUGUAUACUGGGUUUUCGAGCCCAUCAACAGCCUCGGCGGUACACUCUUUGACUGAUGCAGAGAGAAACUCAGCCGAGUACAAAUCAUCGCUUCCUGCUCGAGUUGAGGGAACGUGUCAGUGGAUUCUGUCAAAUUACAAAAAUUUGGACUGGAAUAUGCAAGACAAAACUUGCCUUCUGUGGAUAAUUGGCUACCCAGGCAGCGGAAAGACGAUUCUCUCUGCCUAUCUGCUCGAGUGUCUGGGAUCAGGAGAUCAUUCCCCCAACUCACGAUCAACAACACUGUGCUACUUCUUCUGUGACGAGAAGAUUGAAACGCAAAGAGAUGGUAGGGCGAUCAUCCGAAGCCUUAUUCAUCAGCUUCUGAUGCGGCGACGGUCCUUGAUCAAGUAUGUUAAAGCUGCUUACGAUGUUGCCGGUCCGCAGUUUGACCAGAGUUUUCAUGGCCUCUGGAAAAUCUUCAUUGCCAUUGCCAGGGAUAAACGAGUCGGGCCUUUGAACGUCCUCAUUGACGCUAUUGACGAAUGUGAGCAGAUAACCAGGGAGGAAUUUCUGCGAGAUAUUGUCGAUCUAAUCAACCACUCACAAGAUGACAUCCAGCAAGACCUGCAACUUUCGUCCAUACCAAGGUUGAAGGUAUCGCCCGUCGAACUCAGUGCAAACCAGAGUCCAUCAAUCACUCAAGGAGUUUCUUCAAACUCUCGCAACUCGUACCAAAAAUCCCUUGUCGGCUCUCUACGGCGUCUCGUUGCCGAAAUGCUCAUAGCUCAAGCCUGCGUAUCAUAUCUGUCACUUGAUGACUUUCGACGAGACUUCGUUUCUCAAGACCAGCAAAAAACCAAGGUGGAAGAAUCACCCAUUUCUCCAGUCUCAAAAUCUAUGGAAGGAGAGGCCCUAAGCUUUUGGGACAUGGUUGAUUUGGGAGAAGAUGCACUAUUUCGGGACCCUUCAGCCACAGAGGCAGAGGCGUGUGCAUUUAUUGAAACUCAACACCCCUUUUACGACUAUUCUGCGAGGCACUGGGCACAGCACUUUUCAUCAGCUUACAUGAUAAGCCCACAAACCGUUCGUAAUGCCGUCAUUGAAUUAUCGGACGUUACCAGUCGUCAAGGAUUGAAUUGGUUCCGAUAUUACUGGCUCUACGCUGAAACAGAAUUGGCGUUUCCCAGAGAUUUUGUCCUCGUUGUGACCGCAAGCUAUUUUGGCCACCUGACUUCCUUAGACUCACUCUUGCCUGAGGGCAUGUAUAUUGAACCCCAAUUAGGAGGUCGUGCUAUCUAUUGGGGGGCUCGAAUGGGACAUCAUGCUGUUGUGGACAAACUCCUUGAAGUGCGCGCCAGUCCCGAUAUAAGCAUCAUCAACGGGCAAACUGCCCUCACUGCUGCGGUACAGUUCAAUCGAUUGAAUGUAGUCAAGAGCCUGUUAAAGGAGGAGGGGCUUCUUAGCGAGUCCGAUGAAUAUCGGGUCAAUCAUGCUCCAAUGCAAGGACGGACACCCCUCUCCAUUGCUGCUGGCAAUGGCCUUGUUGAAAUCGUUCGAGAGCUUCUACGGCAUAGUCGAAUCCAGCCUGACAUCGCAGACUUCGACCAGUGGACUCCUCUUUUCUGGUCAACCAGCGGAAAUCACUUGGACGUGCUCCAAUUGCUGAUCAUCGACGGUCGUAUGCCCAUAAACCAUGUCGACAAGUCGGGUCGGAAUGUCCUCUCUUGGGCCGCUUCGGCUGGCGAGCCGGAGCUCGUCAAAUACCUUCUAAGCCUAGAUCAUCUGAGAGCUGAUGAACCUGAUCGGCAUGGCAGAACUGCACUGUCGUGGGCAGCGGGAAAUGGGCAUCUUGAAACGACUAUGAUUAUCCGACGUAGUCAACGUAUCCAUGCAUCAAUCAAGGAUAACGACGGGCGAAAUGCACUCUCCUGGGCCUGUCGGGGUGGUCAUUAUCAAGUAAUUGAGUACUUAAUCAAGCACGAUCGGAAAGGGGUCGAUGAAGAGGACGUGGACAGCUGGACACCGUUGGCAUGGGCGCUCUUUAGCCAAGCUCCUCGGACUGUCCAGGUGCUUCUUGAUUCGGGCCUGGUGGACGUCAAUAAGAAAGACAGAAAUGGGCGGAGUGCGCUCUCUUUUGCAGCAGGUUACGGAUACCUAGAAGUCGUCCAGAUACUACUGAGAGUCAGGGGUAUUGAAAUUGAUAGCGAAGACAACGAUGGCCGGACACCUCUAUCACAUGUCGCACGGCACAAAGAUGUUGUGAAGGCCCUAGAACAGGCUGGAGAAUAG